Messenger RNA from Rhinichthys klamathensis goyatoka, 1721 nucleotides. RefSeq names its product inner ear-specific collagen-like. Gene Ontology annotation, molecular function: protein binding. The transcript is spliced from 5 exons. The record is from RefSeq and is a predicted model, not a curated record. Bases 78 to 1700 code for a protein of 540 amino acids. NCBI's taxonomy places the organism in Eukaryota, Metazoa, Chordata, Actinopteri, Cypriniformes, Leuciscidae.
AGUCAAGUUCCCAAAGACCACUUAUAAAUUGAUCUUUGCUUUAGUUGCACUGUUCAGUCCACAGGUGCUUCAACCAGAUGAUGGGUCAAAACUUCUUCCAAAUUAUGAUAAGAAUAAUUACAGGAGUCCUGGUCUCAUUAGCCUUCUCAUCUGGGAUGACUAUCGACCAAAGGGGGUUCCUAGUACCUCCACCCCGUGGCUCUCCUGAUAGCCCCAUUCCUCCUGAUGACUACUUUGAUGACUCUGCUGCAAUUAACAACCACAUACCUAUAUUUGCCUAUGAUAAUUACCCUAUAGCAAAAGGAGGCAAUCCCAUAGCCAGAGGAGAUCAGAUUAUGCAAUAUGACGACUCAUUAAAUGGAUAUCCUUUACCCAUGUUACCAAUCCCGCCUGAUAGGUAUCCCAUUCUAUCAAAACCUCCGUUUGGGAACACAACUCAAGGAUCUCGCACAGUGCCUAUGGGACAAAAGCCCGACCUUUCGUACUGUGACAUGCUGCUUGAGGCACCAGUGCCUCCACCUGUAGAUCAAACACCCUGGUUCUGUGUUUGCUCACAUUGUAAAGGGGGUCCCAGUGGUCCAAAGGGGGACAAAGGAGAUAGGGGACUGCAAGGUCUUCCCGGUAGUCCAGGAUUAAGAGGCUUGCCAGGAUUUCAAGGUCGUCCAGGGUUUAAUGGUCAUAAGGGACCAAAGGGCCAAAUAGGUGAUAUUGGUGAAAAGGGAGAUCUGGGUCCAUUUGGCUUUACAGGACUCAAAGGACAGAGAAGCCCCAAGGGUGAUAAAGGGGACAGUGGUGUGGAUGGAAAUCCAGGACAGCAGGGCUCACCUGGUGAGUCAGGACAGUGCCCAACAAUUUGUUACUCAAUCCAGGGACCUCCAGGAGAACUUGGCCAACCUGGUAUGACAGGGGAAAAGGGACUUCCAGGGUUGGGAGGAAGUCCAGGGUCGAAGGGCCAGAAAGGGGAUUUGGGGGAUGUUGGUCCAUAUGGAGCUCCAGGUUUAAAUGGCCAGAAAGGAGAUCAGGGAGAAACGGGUGAGUGUCACUGCAAGGAUGGGGUAGACGGUGCAAAUGGAAUGAUCGGAAUUCCAGGACUAAAAGGUGGCAAAGGGGACACUGGCCAACAAGGUGCAGCAGGGGUAAAUGGAGACAAGGGGAAAAAAGGGGAUCCUGGGGUAAUGGGUGCUCCUGGCCCUUGCUCUCAACCAAUUCAGUCUGCUUUUUUAGCAGCACUAAGCAGCAGUUACCCACAGCCAAAUUUGCCAGUUCCUUUUACUAAUGUCUUUUACAACAGAGAAUUUAAUUUUGACCCAUUUAGAGGCAUCUACAGGGCUCCCAUCAAUGGUACCUAUGUCAUUAACUACUACUUGGUUGUCUUCAGUAAACUGCUCAAAGUGGGGCUCUUCCACAACUUCAGACCUGUCCUCAAAAGUAUAGGGUCAACAGAUCUUGGAACAACUUCUCAACAGGUGGUCCUGCAUCUUAACAUGGGUGAUGAAGUUUGGCUACAGGUGAGAGAUGCCGAUUCCAACGGGAUGUAUUCCAAUAGUGAGUGCAGCAGUACCUUCUCUGGCUUCCUGCUCUACGCAGACAGCUGUGAUAUUCCAAUGUCACGGGAUUUACCAGAUCCUAUAACCGGAACAUACAGCUGGGGUGAAUUAGAGGAACCUACUACCACUCUUGCUCCAGAUGUCCAGUCUUGAUGUAACCUAAGCCCAAACACC